Molecule: messenger RNA, 2603 nt
Organism: Lycium ferocissimum
Lineage: Eukaryota; Viridiplantae; Streptophyta; Magnoliopsida; Solanales; Solanaceae
Product: wall-associated receptor kinase 2-like
Exons: 3
Coding region: 235-2478 (747 amino acids)
Biological process (GO): cell surface receptor signaling pathway; protein phosphorylation
Cellular component (GO): plasma membrane
Molecular function (GO): calcium ion binding; protein serine/threonine kinase activity; polysaccharide binding
Source: RefSeq, a predicted model, not a curated record
AGAACACAUGAUUAUUAUAGUGAAAUAUUGCAAUAGAAGAUUGUGAACUCUGAAGUCACGGAAGGACGACUGAAAAGGGAAGUAAAGCCACUAGAUCUCUUCUUCUAUUUUCUUUUUGAAUCUCUUAGAGUUGGUCUAUAAAACAAGAUUGUUUAUAGGUUACAAAUAGGUAUUCUUGCAAAUACUCCACAAAAUUUGGCAAUACAUUUUCAAAACCACUGAAGUGGAUCAGAGAUGACUCUGCUUAACCAGAGUACUUUGGUCUUUCUUCUUCUUGUGGUACUUCUACAGCAAACUCAAGCUGUUUCUGCUUCAAGGCAACCGAUGGUGUCAAAGCCUGGAUGCAGAGACAAAUGUGGGAACUUAACCAUUCCAUAUCCAUUUGGGAUAGGGAUAGGAUGCUACUUUGAUAAAGAAUUUGAAAUCACCUGCAAUGAUACAAAUCAUUCACCGGCCUUCAUCUCUUCAAAUCCACCAAUUUACUACAUCUCAAUGGACUCAAUCAGAACCAAAAUACCUUUCAUUCCUGUUUUCCACAAUAAAUCUUCAGGUAAAAACAUUGAUGGCGAUGAACCUGUCUGGUGGGAAACUUCUAUUCCAGAUGGGUAUUUUAGUAUAUCGGCAGCUGAGAAUAAGUUAAUAGCCGUUGGUUGUGAUAUCUUUGCUUAUGUCAAAGAUGCAGACAACGAAGAAAUUGUAAGUGCAUGCGCUUCCUUCUGCGGUACGACUGCUAAUAAUAGUAAUAAGUUUGUUUCUUCUUCCUCUUGCACCGGGAAUAAUGGGUGUUGCCAAAGUGCCAUCUCAAGGAUUCCAAAUACUCAAAUAUUUUCAGUACAAACCAUGAACACGCGGAAUGCUUCCUGGGCAAAAAACAAUUGUAGUUAUUUAACGAUUGCUCAUAGUGGUUAUAAUUCCAAUCACACCACAAGUGAAUUAUUAAGUAGCAAAUCAAGAAAGUGUGACUAUAAAGAACAAGAAGUUGCACUGGACUGGGUGAUGGGGAACAAGAGUUGCAAGCAAGCCAUGGGAAGCCCAAAGUAUGCGUGUGGAAAGAAUAGUGAGUGCGUAAAUGUCAAAUCCCCCUCCAACGGUAUGGAUGGAUACAGAUGCCGUUGCUCUCAUGGUUAUCAAGGCAACCCUUACCUCACUAAUGGAUGUCAAGAUAUUAACGAAUGUGGAAGUCCAAAUGGGAGGCAUAAUUGUCCACGUAAUACUAGUUGUGUUAACACUCCAGGCAGUUUCUACUGUGAGCCAAAUAAUAGGAGACCCAUGUUUGUUUUGCAGCUAUGCUUAGGAAUUGCAUCAGCUGUUGUUCUAAUGGUCCUGGUAGCUGGUUGUGUGUUGCUACAUCGGCAAAUAAGAAAUAGGAAAGAAAGAAAAACUAAAGAGAAGUUCUUUAAAAGGAAUGGCGGAUUGCUAUUGCAAAAGCGAAUUUCUAUAAGUGCAGGAAGUGGUAGGACUUUGUUACAUAUGAAACUCUUCAAAAAAGAGGAGUUGGAAAAAGCAACAGACAACUUCAACGAAAGUCGAAUUCUUGGCAAGGGAGGGCUUGGUACUGUCUAUAAAGGAAUGCUAUCAGAUGGAAGCAUCGUUGCUAUCAAGAAAUCUAAUGUAGUUGAUGAAGAUCAAGUUGGUCAGUUUGUAAAUGAGAUUUCCGUUCUCUCUCAAAUCAACCACAGACACAUUGUCAAGGUACUCGGUUGUUGUUUAGAGACUCAAGUUCCAUUAUUGGUCUAUGAAUACAUCAGCAAUGGCACUCUAUCACACCAUCUUCAUGGAAGCUCUAGGCCUAGUCCUAGUGAAUCAAGGACACCGACAGUCACACUAUCUUUGGAGCAUCGCUUGCGAAUUGCUAGAGAAAUAGCAGGGGCACUUUCUUAUUUGCAUUCAUGCGCUUCCACAACUAUUUUCCACAGAGAUAUCAAAUCAAGUAACAUAUUAUUAGAUGAGAAUUGUAGAGCUGUGGUUUCUGAUUUUGGACUAUCAAGAUUAGUUCCCCUUGAAAAGACUCACUUAACAACACAAGUUGGAGGUACGUUUGGUUACUUAGACCCCGAAUACUUUCGAUCUGGUCAACUUAAUGAUAAAAGUGAUGUUUAUGCAUUUGGUGUGGUUCUUCUGGAGCUUCUUACAAGUCAAAGAGCUAUCUCUUCUGAUGCAUUGAGUGCUGAAAACUUAGCAAUGCGUUUCAAAUCAAUGUUCAAACAAAGCCGUCUGCUAGAAAUGGUAGAUCCUGAGAUUGCAAGAGAGGUUGAAGGUCAGGAGAUGGUCUCUAUAGUGGCUAAGCUUGCCAAAAGAUGCUUGAGAUCUAAUGCAAGAAACAGACCGAGCAUGAAGGAGGUAGCUGCUGAACUUGACGAUCUUCUUGUGACGAGAUCAUAUGACAUGCCCCAUGCUGAUAGUUUUCAAGAGAAUAUUUCUCCUAAAAGUGGGAGUUUAUAUAGUUAUUCAUCUGAUAGUAUAAUAGAAGAAAAUUAGCAAUCCUUAUCUAUCUUUAAUAGUUUGCUUGUGGAAUGAAUGUAAUUGGCCUUAGUACAUAAUGAUAACUUUCACAUAAAUAUGGCACUUGUUUUUGUAAAUCUACAAUGAAAAGAGUAGACCUG